Trichechus manatus latirostris (Florida manatee) is the source of this 1617-nucleotide messenger RNA. It is a transcript of the gene SLC38A6, whose product is annotated as solute carrier family 38 member 6. Gene Ontology annotation, cellular component: plasma membrane. NCBI's taxonomy places the organism in Eukaryota, Metazoa, Chordata, Mammalia, Sirenia, Trichechidae. Gene Ontology annotation, biological process: L-glutamine transport; amino acid transmembrane transport. The transcript is spliced from 16 exons. The record is from RefSeq and is a predicted model, not a curated record. The coding region runs from base 112 to 1482 and encodes 456 amino acids. Gene Ontology annotation, molecular function: L-glutamine transmembrane transporter activity.
GUACGGAGUCCCAGAAGGGCCGGGCCCAUAGCUCCGCCUCUGGCCCUGCAAACGGCAGGAGAGCUAGGAUAGUCGCUCGCAGAUGGACCUGGCAGUCGGCAAGCUAGGAGCAUGGAGGCGCCCUGUGGAACCGUCAACGCUGAGCGGGGCUGGUUUGUUUCUGCUCAGCAGCCAGAAGAGGCGGAAGCGGAAGAGUCGAGCCCGUUGCUAAGCAACGAACUUCACAGACAGGGAUCUUCAGGUGUUUCAUUUGGUUUCUCAGUGUUUAAUUUGAUGAACGCCAUCAUGGGAAGUGGCAUUCUUGGCUUAGCUUUUGUUAUGGCUAAUACCGGUAUCCUUGGAUUUAGUUUCUUGCUGCUGAUUGUUGCUCUCUUGGCUUCUUAUUCAGUCCAUCUCCUGCUUAGUAUGUGUAUUCAGACGGCUGUGACAUCUUAUGAAGACCUUGGACUCUUUGCAUUUGGAUUACCUGGAAAGAUGGUGGUGGCAGGCACGAUAAUAAUUCAGAAUAUUGGAGCUAUGUCAUCUUAUCUUCUAAUUAUUAAAACAGAGCUUCCUGCUGCUAUUUCAGAAUUUUUAGCUGGAGACUACAGUGGGUCUUGGUAUCUUGAUGGACAAACACUACUGAUAAUUAUUUGCAUUGCCAUUGUGUUCCCUCUUGCACUUCUUCCCAAAAUAGGCUUCCUUGGCUACACAAGUAGUUUAUCAUUUUUCUUUAUGGUGUUCUUUGCUCUUGUGGUAAUAAUUAAAAAAUGGUCCAUUCCUUGUCCUCUGCCAUUAAAUCACAUAGAGGAAUAUUUCCAGAUUUCAAAUGCUACAGUUGAUUGUAAACCAAAGCUCUUUCAUUUCUCCAAAGAGAGUGCUUAUGCCAUACCAACCAUGGCGUUUUCAUUUCUCUGCCAUACCUCCAUAUUGCCCAUAUACUGUGAACUUCAAAGCCCUUCGAAGAAAAGAAUGCAGAAUGUAACCAAUACUGCAGUUGCUUUAAGUUUUCUCCUUUAUUUUAUAUCUGCACUCUUUGGGUACCUCACUUUUUAUGACAAAGUGGAAUCAGAAUUACUACAAGGUUAUAGUAAAUACUUGCCACAUGAUGUUAUUGUCAUAACUGUGAAGUUAUGCAUACUAUUUGCUGUGCUUUUGACAGUCCCUCUAAUCCACUUCCCUGCAAGGAAAGCUUUAAUGAUGAUAUUUUUCUCCAAUUUUCCAUUUUCAUGGAUUCACCAUUCUUUGGUCACUCUAGCACUCAAUAUUAUCAUUGUUUUGCUUGCAAUAUAUGUUCCUGACAUUAGAAAUGUAUUUGGUGUAGUUGGUGCCAGCACAUCAACAUGUUUGAUUUUUGUAUUUCCCGGACUGUUUUAUCUUAAGCUUAGCAGAGAGGAUUUUCUCUCAUGGAAAAAGCUUGGGGCUUGUGUUUUGCUUAUCUUUGGAAUUUUGGUUGGAAGUUUUAGUUUAGCACUCAUCAUUUUUGAUUGGAUUAAUAAAUGAAAGAAGUAUUUUCUACUUUUUAUGAAGAAUAAUUUACUUUCAUAUGCAAGAAUGAUUCUGGAAGGUGCUGCGGAUGAAUCCUCUUUAUAUGGACUAACAUUUUUAUAAAAAUUAAUAGAAAAACAGAAGAAAAUA